Messenger RNA from Paramormyrops kingsleyae, 8100 nucleotides. It is a transcript of the gene gabra4, whose product is annotated as gamma-aminobutyric acid type A receptor subunit alpha4. Gene Ontology annotation, cellular component: membrane. The record is from RefSeq and is a predicted model, not a curated record. Gene Ontology annotation, biological process: monoatomic ion transmembrane transport. Lineage: Eukaryota; Metazoa; Chordata; Actinopteri; Osteoglossiformes; Mormyridae. Gene Ontology annotation, molecular function: GABA-A receptor activity; extracellular ligand-gated monoatomic ion channel activity.
AGCAUUUGACAUUGUGCUUGGCUAUGAGAAAGCAAAAAGCAGAGACUGAUUUAAGCCAGCGGCACCAUGGGAUUUGCGGAAAGCCUAGAACCCAGAGUGUUCUUAAAUGCCCACCCUCCACCAUAUUGUUCAUCCUUCUAGUCUCAGUGUAAAGGGGACAGCGUAGCAUGUGGCUUGUCCUUAUUCUUGAACUAAGUGUAUGCGCGUGUGCAUGUGAGAGUGUGUGACUCGAUGGGUGGGGGCGGGGGGAGCUGAGUAGCUGCAUAUUGCAACAAGAUUGACCCAUUUGAAUCCUGGAUGCUCCUUUUACCGAUUCUAAGCCUGUUUUUGUAAUUACGCCAAUGGUGGCUUUCUCGUUCUUCCAUCCCUCAUGUCUAUCCUACGACUCACAGGAGUGAGAGACACACACAUAUACGCACCAGGACACGCGGCACACACACACACCGCAAGCCACUCGCCUGCAGACGGCCACACACACGGACUGCGCUGAGGAGUCCAUGAAGUGCAUAGCGGGAAAAAAUCAAACCGUCAUGCCAACCAAGUGUCACGCAAGGACGAGGGAAAAGUUUCCUGGAAAGAAAAAGGUUAACAACUUCUCAAAUUAGUGAUGCAUCCGAAAUGCAUCAAAGCCCGCUGUUUCCUUUAAUUCCAUAAGUGUGAAUAAUUGUUGUGGCAGCUCGGAUAAAGGCAAUCGACCUUGGAUAAUCAAACGCCGCCAGAUUCACUUCAAUAAGAGAAAACACCUGCUAAGUCUUGCUGGACAAACGCGCAGUGUUUUUGUUCUUCAACACGAAUGCAGUCCAUUUUUCUUCACGCUUUUUUAUUGAUGAUGGUGUAACAGGCGGAUUUAUUGCGCCACGGAGACAAAACCCAAUUUUGAAAUAAAUCGAGGCAUAUUUCGGUGUCACCUUCCUUUUUCUUGGCUUUUUUUAAGGAAGUGCGAUGCUGUGAAGAGAUGGUCUUUUGGUUUACCACCAGCAGAGUUGCGGGUUUGAGUACAUGCGUCUGGACGUCUGCGACCAUACGAGCGACGCGGUUCAGCUGAGACGCCUUUACGCUUCCUUUCCAAAAAAUAUAUUUGAUUAUUUUAUUUUUUAGGGGGGAAAUGCGAGCGUAUUAGCUCGGUUCGGUCCAUUUCUUCGAUCACUCCUCGGCACUGGGCGCUUGGCGAGGAGAGAUGUGAAGGGCUUUAAAGUAUGGCAUGCAAACAUGGUUUCUGCCAAGAAGGCGACGGUGAUCGCGAUGUCCCCGAGUUGCAUCUCCACUCUCUUUUACUUUCUCUGCGCAAUUGCGUGUGUGAGGAGAAUCUCCUGCCAGAUAAAAAAGGAUGAGAGAUUAUACCCGGAGAAUUUCACACGCAUUUUAGACCGACUUCUGGAUGGUUAUGACAACAGGCUGCGACCCGGAUUUGGGGGCCCAGUGACAGAGGUAAAAACUGACAUUUAUGUGACAAGCUUUGGUCCUGUGUCCGAUGUUGAAAUGGAAUACACGAUGGACGUUUUCUUUCGCCAGACAUGGGUGGACAGGCGACUUAGAUACGAUGGCCCUGUCGAGAUUCUCCGCCUGAACAACCUGAUGGUCACCAAGGUGUGGACCCCUGACACCUUUUUCAGGAACGGGAAGAGAUCUGUGGCCCACAACAUGACUGCACCCAACAAACUGUUCCGUAUCAUGAGGAACGGCACCAUUCUGUACACCAUGAGACUGACCAUCAGCGCAGAGUGCCCCAUGAGACUGGUGGACUUCCCCAUGGAUGGACACGCCUGCCCCCUUAAGUUUGGAAGCUAUGCAUACCCAAAAACAGAGAUGAUCUACACUUGGACAAAAGGACCGCAGCAUUCAGUGGAGGUUCCCCCGGAGUCGUCCAGCCUGGUGCAGUACGACCUGAUUGGACAGACGGUGUCCAGUGAAACAGUGAAAUCGAUAACAGGUGAAUACGUGGUGAUGACCGUGUACUUCCACCUGAAGCGGAAAAUGGGCUAUUUCAUGAUCCAGACAUACAUCCCCUGCAUCAUGACAGUAAUCCUCUCACAAGUGUCCUUCUGGAUAAACAAAGAAUCCGUCCCUGCCAGAACCGUCUUUGGGAUCACGACCGUGCUGACCAUGACCACGCUCAGCAUCAGCGCCCGCCACUCCCUGCCCAAGGUCUCCUACGCCACCGCCAUGGACUGGUUCAUCGCCGUCUGCUUUGCCUUCGUCUUCUCCGCCCUCAUCGAGUUCGCCGCCGUCAACUACUUCACCAACGCGGAAGCGGAGAGGACAAAAAAGAAACCAGCCAAGUGUCCCCCGGCACCCAAAUCCGUGUCGGCGAAGGUCCCCGAUACGGAGGAGGUGCUGCUGCAGCAGAAUCCAGACACGAACGGAAACCUGCGCAAACGAAUGAACUUCGUGACCCAGACGUGCGUGAACAGCAGCCCGAGAACUGACCCCGGCGGCGGGAAUUCGGGGGGGAGCACCAGCUCCUCGGGGGUGGGACAGGCGUCACUGGGAACCACGACGGCCGCGGCGUCCGCCGUGCCUCCCGCCAGCCUAUCACACACCAGCCCCAACCCUUUCAGCCAAUCCACCCUGACCGCCAAGAACACGCCGCCGGCCCCGCCCUCUACGCCCACGCUCAUUGGCUGUGCCGCCACCAACGUUUAUGUGAGCUCCUCCUCCCUCCAGACCCUGCUGGGGCCCAAGCUUGAGCACAUCCAGACGACAGGAAGCAAAGUGGACCUAAUACAGGCCGUACCCCCACCUGCAUCAGGAUCCAGUGGAACCAGCAAAAUUGACAAGUAUGCACGCAUUCUUUUCCCAGUGUCCUUUGGGGCUUUUAACAUGGUCUACUGGGUGGUCUACCUAUCAAAGGACACUAUGGAGUCCAGAAAUGGCUAGUCUUUACCUGGCACCCAUGCCGUUUAUUUUUUUCUAUUACAUAAUGCAAACUUUAAAACAAGAAGUCUAAUUUCAAGUGGCUUACGUAUUCUAGUUUGUGAGUACUAUUAGACAUUUCUCAACAUUGAAAGUAAAGAAUGCUUAAAAAAAUAGAUGAACCAAAAAAAGACCUACAACAUCCAUUCAUAUGUUGUCAAAAUGUCAUUGAAAAUGAGCAUGUAAAAGAAAAUAAUUCCCGAGACUGGAAUUGUAUUAAUUACUGUAGGCUCUAUGUUCUCAAUGGAUGUAGUUGGGUGUAAGUGUGAAAAUUUAAUCCAGCAAUAUUCCUUAAUAUUCCUUUUUCGGGUGUAAGGCAGGAUGGUUGGCAUUUUAAUAUGGGGAAAAACAUGCAGAAGUAUGUUAAUUUAGCAGAAAUGUAUUUCUAAGAAAAUAAACAUCAACUGAUAUGUAUUUAUACUGUAGGGAGGAUACAUUUCAUAUAACCCAAUAGAAAGUUACCUUUCAAGCAAAUUCAUGAGUGCUUUGUGUUGCAUUUUUCAUUUCAGUUUGCGAUAUACUUCUGAGAAUGUGCAACGAACACUUUUGAACAAAUUUUCCUAUGUUUGACGUGAUACUGUAUUCUUGACCUAUAUAAUGUUGUCCCAUUCCCUGUUUGAGGUCAUAAACCUCAUUUUUAAUUUUCAUAUUAAGGGCUUCGAUUAAGCAGCAUCAGUAAAGCAUAUCAAUACAGUCCAAAAUGCAUGUUCACUGAGCAACAAGUGAACGUGGGUGGUUUCCAUAUGACCUUGAGGGCCAUUUGCAUAGAAAAUUUGUGUCUCGCCUGGUUCGGUGGCUGGAAAUGGACCUCGGAGAAAGAGAACGCAUCUCCUCAGCAUCAGAGCCUUUUUCUGGGUUUUGACCUGCUUGUACCAGCUUGUUCGAAGGUCGUGAUUGGACCUCACGAUGUAAACUCAAUCACGGUGAAGAAGAACGGCUCCAUACUCCUUUAGAGUGUCUUACUCAUAUCUUUCCACUCCACCAGCUCAGCACUAGAUAGCUAAACCCUAUAACCAGACAUACACUUGCAGUGACGAUAAUUAAUUGGUAAGAUUUAUAAUUCAGAAAGUUGCAUGGACUAGUCACGUCCCAUUGAUAGGAUGUAGUACAAUGGCCACCAAUAUACGUUCUGGCCUUGACCAAGUACUAAGUAUUCUUUAUGGGCGGGGGGUGUAAUGGUGUUUAACCCUGGUUAGUAGUUACUAAGACCUGCUGGCUAGCUUCUGAGGUAUCUGUAGGUAGGAUGAGUGAUUCCAAAAUUAUGGUUUGUACUGGGGAAAAAAAUCCAUGUGUUUUGCUCUUUUCUUUUAAAUGGAACUUCUCACUAUGAGAAGUUAUUACGCUCCACGUGACCCAAGUACAGAACAGUGUAAAAUCCUCAAUUAAACAAAUACUCAUGCCGGUCGUCAAAAUGCGUAAAAAUAGCGUGAAACAUUUGAUAUGCUAACAGUCAAAUAUGCCAUUCUGAGGCAAAUACACUUGGAAAAUAAUGUUAGCUGAUGCCACUGCAGUAGUCGCUAAUUAGCUAGCUAGAAGAAGAGUUAUCCAGAAUUGCCAUUGAGAUGUUUUUAUAGCCCCCGCAUCAGCUAUAUUAGGGCCUAAAGAGGACGGUCUGGGGGGGGGGGUAAUGGGUGGUGGAAUAGAUGGGCUUAAGCAGUCACUGGGUCAGGCGGUCAGAAAGUCAGCGGGGGCAUUUGUCUGUUUCGGGUAGCUGGCUCUUCAUGGGGUAACCAAGUGUUUCUGAAUCCAUGCGUGCGUGAAAUUGCUUUUUCCAUUUCCGCACCCUCUCAUACCUUGUCCCACUAUUAGAGGACAUUAAGCCAUUUCUGCUCUUGUAGCUGUUUUAGAUGGACUAUACCUUAUGGACUAUAGUCUUGGUAGUACCACCCAUGCAUGGGGGCACAGAAGUAAUGACUGACUUCAGAGCCAGUGAACCCUCAGAGAUGAUGUAUUUUCAUAACUCGUUCAACCAAUACUAACAUCCCUGUUCAUUAAGCACCGGUCCUAAUGUCAUUCAGGCUGUUCAUCCAGUUACUGAUGGCUUUGUGCUUUUCAUAUAAUGCUAGCGUAUCUCAGCAUUCCCUUUUAAAGCUAAUGCUAACGUUUCUGUGGUUGUUCAUCCAGUACUAAUGUUGAUCAGGCUGUUAUUUAAGUGCCGGGGCUAAUGUGCAUCCAGCUGUUUGUCCUGAAUUAGCACCUUCAUGCUAUAGGUCUAACACUAACUUCCCUCUAGCUAAGAUCUAGCAUUAGAUCUGGCUCAGAUCUAAUGCUAACAUGCUAACAUUCCUCAGGCUGCUCAUUCAAUACUAAUGGCUUCACGCUGUUCAUAUAAUGCUCCCUAACUUUGGUAAGUUGUUUCAGGAUUUUCAUUUGCAGCUAAUGCUAACAUUUCUCUGGCUCAUCAUCCGGUAUUAACGUCAAUCGGGCUGUUAUUUAUGCACCAGUGCUAAUGUCACUUGAGCCACUCAUCGCUUAUCAAGUUCCACACGCGAUACAUGUAACAGCAGCUUCUUUCAAAGCUUAUGCUAACAUUCCUCAGGCUGUUCAUCCAGUACUAAUGUCCUUAGGCUGUUCAUUAAGCCCUAGCGCUAAUGUCACAUGGGCUAUUCAUCUGACAUUCAAGCCCUUAUGUUGUCCAUUUAACGCUAACUUUCCUCGGGCUGUUCAUGCAACCCUAACAUAAUGCAGGAUCCAUCCAGCAUUAAUUCUAACAUCCCUCACACUGUUCAUCCACACAGUUACAUUGCAAUGCUGUAUUAGCCUUUUAGCAGAGUGUUAGUCAGCAGGUCUUCUAUUGUAAGCCCAGUGGUCUUUUUUCUCCAUAAGGUUCUCAUUAGAAUGUGUUAGUCCCACACAGUCUUAUGUAACACGUUUCAGAAACGGUAACACAAUCUAUACAAGACACAGGCAGAAAAAUCUUUGACCCGUCUAAAUGUUUGACUCACACAUACAAGGGAAAGUAACGGACUGAUGACUUUUCUCUCCGACAGCUGUUAAUCUGUCUUAAUGUAGAAUUCUUUGGAUCAUCCGGAUGGAUUCUUUCUCCUUUGAAGUAACAUCAUCGAGAGAAUGUUUUCUGACCAAGCGGGUUUUCUAUAAAGGUGUCAAGGAGAUUGUUGCCCAAGUCAAUAAUGAAAAAGGUAAUAGACACAUUUGUCAUCUGACAGGUUCUCACUUUUCAUCUUUGCAAUCUAAUAAGUAAAGAAAAAAAUUUUCUUUGUCUGCGCUGUUCCUUUGGUCAUUUUUUAGGGUUGUUAUUUUGUUUGGUUUUUAAAGCAAACGGCUCGGUUUUUUUUUCUAGCACAUGAUGAGAGAACAUGUCAAACGAUAUUUAUUUAAUUGUUCAACUCAACAGAUGUUUGUUUGUUUUUGUUUGAUGGAGCUCGUACAUGAAGUUCAGGUAAUAAAACUUUCUGCUAACCACUCGUUGCUCCCUCUACCGCUGUGAGGAGACCGUACUGAUGGUUUCUACAGAACUUGUGUUACAUUUUAAGCACAGAGGAUGAGGGAGUUGUUCAAGAUCCGACUGUCCUGAUGCCGCACAGACAAAUAUUUGUCCUUCUCGCUUGCACGUUCAGCAUCUAUCUUCUCUUGGGCUGGCCCAAGGUCAUGCGGCAGGGAUGCAAGAGGGUGUUGCCUGGAAGGAGAAUGUGAGAAGCCUUCAGACCUUCUCCUUUGUACAUAAUUAGCAAUGACUGAAAGUCUCUGUAAGAAACGUUGACAUUUAGUGUUUUGUAGUUAAAUGAAGGAACACGAAAGACUGCCCUAUGCAAGACAGCCUCCUUGGGGUCAUUGUGAAUAGGAGCCGGUACCUCCGGUGGGUUUUUAACGGUGAACACAACCAAAUAAAGGACUGGAGUUGUAACAAAUGUACACUCGUCUGUUAUUUAGACCAAUUAUCAUUACAUUAAUUUAUCAUUACCAUUUGCAUAUGCUGGUCUUAUAUUCAAUUUUUCAGCAAGCAAUAUACUGUAUAUCCAGCAUAAUUUGUAACUUACCAUCGUCAUUAAGACCAGACAUUCUAUCAUCUUUACUUUUUAAGAUGCCACUGACAGCCAGGAGAUCUAUCAGAAAUUAAUCUGACAUGAGUGGCCAUUCUCUAAAUGCAAUCGAACAAACCUUCACGAAUAGCUUAGCAAAGUUUACGUAGGUAAGAAAGAAAUAUUGAUAAACUACAAAUAUCAAAACCAGCAAUGGCUGAGUGUGGAUGUCUAUAGGUGCAUAAUCUGCUGCUUUUGAUUGGUUUAUCAUCAAAAUGUCUGUCACCAUACAGACUUGUUAUCUUACUAAAAAGUAAUCCAUGGAUGGAUUGUACUUCAGUUAUAAAAGGUAAUGCACAAUUUUUAGUAAUACGAAAACUACUACCAUGCUAAUGCAAAGAGUAGGUUUGCAUGAUUUCUGUAAAAUACAGUUGUAAAGAUAUACUAGACCUUACUACUACUACUAAUUAUUAUUAUUAUUAUUAUUAUUAUUAUUAUUAUUAUGUAUGAUAACAUAGCAUGUAACAGUUUAAAAUAAAUAAAUGAUUAUUAUUAUCAUUGCAUAAUAAUUCCUAUAUAUUGACAAUAUAUUAUAUAUGAUGCCAUAAUUAAAUAAUACAUAUACUAUUAUUAUUGUUGUUAUUAUUAUUAUUAUUAUAUGUGAUGCUGUUACCACUGCUGCUACUAUUAAUAAUAAUCAUUAUAAUAAAACAGAAGAUCUAGAUAGAAAAUUUUAUGUUAUUUUUAGGUUAUUUGCUGCUGCAAUUUAACCCCAAAUAAUAGCAAAAGGUGUUUAAAAUAUUAAGACUAACACCAUCCAAGACUGAACAACAACUACUGUAGUGUCACACGAUAUGAAAACCUCUAACAACAUCAAAACAUUGACACUCACCAAUAACGCUUGCUCUGGAGUGACACUGUUGGAUCUAUUGAAACAGUUUAAUCUUUUGUUUGAUUUUUCAUUAUGUUUCAGAAUGAGUAAUUAUUCAAUGAAGCCUAGCUGGAGGCUGGCACUGUAUGAGCCAAAUCCAUGGGUAUUGUAUCAUCUCAGUAUCCUAUGUCCAUUUAAUUUGUGCGCUUCACAUCCCAUACAGCACAAAGUCUAUUUCUGGCAGCAAAUGCUAUGUGUGUAAAUACAUUGUAUGUGUGACUUUUAUAGUACAAUGCCCUAUAUCAGUGAAUAAAACUCCAAACUCUAUCUUCAAAA